Molecule: messenger RNA, 4947 nt
Organism: Amorphotheca resinae ATCC 22711
Lineage: Eukaryota; Fungi; Ascomycota; Leotiomycetes; Helotiales; Amorphothecaceae
Exons: 2
Coding region: 351-4544 (1397 amino acids)
Source: RefSeq, a predicted model, not a curated record
UGCCAAUCUCCAAUUCCACUUCAAUAACUGUUCUCUGCGAAGUCCACGAACCUCCCGGAUUCUGUCGGGGCAAUCUUGCCUCGUUACCAGGGCUCGCCCUGAAGCGCAGUGGUAUCAAAUUCACGCGACCCGGCCCGAUCUUAUAACCUCGCUUUCGCUCUGUCUCUAUUGCAGCCUCUCUGCCUCGACGCAUCCCCUCUCCCUUCAACAUAGACAAACAAUUGCGCGUCGCUUCAUACACUCCCAUUUAUUUCGCUGGCUUGCUCUCCGCAGCCGCUGGGAUAUGCGCGCCAAAGCUGUUUAGCAGAACGAGUCGAGACUCUCCUACCUUUCCACUUGCGACCACAGACAUGCCGUCUCUCUCUCACCCCCAGGCGCAAUUUGUGCCAAUCCCGCCAGAUCUGGACCUUGACGCCCUGGUUGAGAACUCGAAUAACUUCGACUAUGUCACCAGACUACCUCGCGAGAUGCUAAAUGGCCACUCCAUCCAACACCUUGAGCAAUUAGUACUCUUGCAUGUUGUUAUUGGUGGGAAGCCACUCGUGAUCGAGGGCUGGGGAGAUUGCAUCGACCCCUGGCUAUUCAGCCCGCAAUGGCUGCAAGAAAACAUGGGAAAGAAGGCUGAGAAAGUUCGCGAUAUACCCAACGCCGUAGAUAUUCCUAUGACUAUUGGUCACUACCUCAAAUCCAUGCCGCAACUGACCAACCAAUUUACACCGACCAACUACCGCAAUCCCAAACGACAGCGGCUCUAUCUCAAAGAUAUUGACUGUCCUGAUGAGUGGGCGAGGGAGUUGAAGGAGUUUAUACCCGAGACAUUUUUCUAUCUCAACGAGUGUAUUGAACCCAGAACGGGUGGCGACGGGGCAAUACUUGAGCCCAACGAAUAUGGACAAAUGAAGUACGGAAAAGGUGUUGCACCUGCAGGCGACUUGAUGAGCAGUCUUCCACCGGAGAUGCGGGCUCUCAAUAUGAUGUGCUACAUAGGUCACGAAGGGACAUAUACGCCAGCUCACCGAGAGAUGUGUGCUAGCCUUGGUCAUAAUAUCAUGGUUGAAGCUUCUCAAGAUGGAAAUGGAGAGAAAGCAGGCAGCUCCAUUUGGUUCAUGACCGAAACUAAGGAGCGCGAGGUUGUCUCAGAGUACUUCCUGUCUAUGCUCGGCCACGAUAUCGAAGUUGAAAAGCAUUUCGCCCAAAUAAAUGCCUGGAAGAAGGCACCAUUCAAUGUAUGGGUUGUUGAGCAGAAGGUUGGUGAUCUGAUUUUGAUACCGCCUUUAGCUCCGCACCAGGUUUGGAACCGGGGGACUCGCACAAUGAAGGCCGCAUGGAACAGGACUACAGUCGAUACACUGGAGCUUGCAUUACACGAGGCACUCCCACGAGCUCGAUUAGUCUGCCGAGAGGAGCAAUACAAGAAUAAGGCCAUUAUUUACUAUACCCUCAUCAAAUACCAUGGAUUGCUUCAACGGGAUACCAUCGAGCCGAAAAUGUGGAAAUAUGGUCGGAUAAAGCAACUGCUGGAAGAUUUCAAACGGCUAUUUGCUUUAUACACCGAGAUUCUGGUUAGCGAAAUGUUCGCACCUAAUCUCCCCACCGAGCGAAACGUCGAGUUCCUUCCCUACGAUUCAAACGUCACCUGCUCAUACUGCCGAGCCAACAUCUUCAACCGAUUCCUUACUUGCAAAACUUGCAUCGAGCGUGCACCAACGGGGGAGGAAGAUACGUAUGAUAUAUGUAUGGAAUGCUUUGCUAUGGGCCGUUCCUGUGGCUGUAUUUCGAAUUUCGAUUGGGUUGAGCAAUGGGACUGGUCAACUCUGACACAAAAUUACGAAGAGUGGCGUAAUGUCAUAGUGCAAUGUGAUGGCUAUUUUGACGUUCAGAAGUCGCCACAACCUUUGGAGGUCGCGAGGAAACGAUAUGGCAGAAAGCCUGUGGCACAGAUCUGCCAAGAGGAGUUGAAGAUCAGACCAUGGCACGACAUCACGAAACCAUUUGUCCCCGAACCGUCUCCCGGAGAAUCGGAUGUUGAACCGGAGGCCGACGACGAAGGCCGUCCCAAGAAGAAAACACCCCGCAGACCCAGAAAAGGGAGGGUUCCACGGGUUAAAGAUAAGACCUACGCCUGUCAUGUAUGUUGCCAUCAUGAUUGGAACUGGAGGCUUGCCUUCUGCACAACUUGCAGCAAUGCGUAUUGUUAUGGUGUCCUAUGGCGCGGUUUUGAUCUGAUGCCGCAAGAUGUUAUGGAGGAUAGGGAUUGGUCAUGUCCGAAAUGUCAAGGGAUAUGCUCAUGUGGGAAGUGUCGGAAAACUUCAACCCAAAAGCCAUACGCUCCCAAGGGAACACUUUUAGGCCAUGACACAAGGAAAGUAGCAGAUUUCAGAAGUGUUGAAAGCCUAGUUGAUUUCUCGAAGACGAACCUCGGAUGGCUUCGUGAAGAGAACGACCACAACCCGCAAGAAUCUGGACGGAUGAAGAGGCUCAAAGAGAAAGCCGAAGCAGCAAAGGCUCGUGAAGACGUUAUCGACGAGAGUUACCUCGACAGUCAUGAUCCACAAAUGACUAUUCAGUCCGAAGACGGAAAUGAUCAGAUAGACCCCCAGCUUCGGGAUCCUGCAGCUUCCUUGACAUUGCAUGCACACGAAAAUGGCCACUACCAAAGCUCUUACCCGCCCACGGAUUCAAUGAACGGCGGUAGUAAUCUCCCCCUUGGUGCACCUGAGGCAGGGCAGUCGCAGGAACCGGUAGAUGAUCAUUUUGAUAUUGAUUUUGACUCGUAUAUCCAACCGGAAGCUAGUUACCCAUCGAGACUUUUUGCACCGGUCGCUCCUAUGCAUGCUCCUGAGCCAUCCGAUCCUGAACCAUCGCACCUCGGGCAGAAUAGAAUGAUGGGUAUAGGAUAUUAUCAGCAGGGCAACGGUAUUGACAAGAUCUUGUAUGACCCACCUAAUUUAGAUGGCGCUGCGGAUGAGUCUCAGAACGCAAGCGUGUCCACAACUGCAAAUUUCGCACUUUCGGAUCUUCUAGGGCCCCAGCCGCAGGAGGAGGGCACAAGAAAGAGGAAGAAUGGGUCUGGUAGUGACGGCGAUGACGAUACCGAGUUCUUCACUUCGAAACGCCAGAAGAAGCUCGCUGAAGCUAAGAGAACUUCUGGUAUGAACGCACAAGAGUCCAUUCCGGAUCAGGUCGAGUAUACGCCGAGGCCUCCUCAACGGUCCCCUCGUCGUAAUGUUAGAAAGCCGCAGACCUACACGGACUUGGGUGAAGACUCAAUACCUAUAUCAGAAGAAGAUAUUAUAAAGGUAGUGCCUCGCAAGCCUAAUGCCGGUCGCGAUGCAAACUCCGAUACGGACCUUGCCAGACAAGCGAUGCGUCGUCUCACUCGAAAAUCAGCCAGCGAGCAGGGACCUAAGAGGAGAACCAGACACAGUCAAGAAUCUAGUAUUGCAACGUCGCGGGCUUCCGCUAAACCUGCCAGAAGAAAAUCCGAAUGGCUUGCUCGCAAAGAGGCAAAGGAAGCCGAUGAGGACUUCCCGAGCGAACUUCCCAGAAAAAGAGGAAGGGCUAUGCCUACUGUUGCGAAGGAGAGACCGGAAGUGUCUCUCAAUAGCUCUAAAUCUGAUGGCGAAAAUAAUUCACCAGCUGAACCUGCCAGAAGAAGGGGUAGGCCCCCACGGUCUGCUACUAAGCAGAAGCCAGAUACUUCGCUUGUUGUCGAUAUCUCUGAAUCUGGAGGUAAGGACGAUGAGAGCGUUAUAAUUGAUAGUGGAGAUAGUCUUUUUGGCGAUCCCGAAGCGGCAAAAGAUUCCCUUGAGGAAGGCAUCACGGUGCAUGUAUCGAAAAACAAAUCAGUAGAACAAGGUGGCUUGCAGGAGGAAUCGGGCCUUGGAGAGGAGGAGGAGCAGCUUGAAAAGCCAAUGCCUAAGCGCAGAAGUGGACCGUCAAGGAUUGAUUCAAAUGUCGAUAAGCCGGCGGGUCUAAAGAGGCUGCCUUCCUUGAAAGAGAAGCUUGCACAGAAAGGCAAACCGUUCAAGAUUGUGGCUGCAAAAUCACGCCAGUCAGUUGACUCUUCCAAGGGCCAUCCAAGCGCAGGAAGCACUCCGCCAAUUUCCACGGCGUUGAAAUUACCCGAAUUCAGCCCGGCAGCUGAUGGGAUCGAUACCAACAAUACAGUACGCCCAGCGAAACCAGCCCCUGAGAAAUCCUCAGUAGGCUCCAGGACUCCUUCCACGGAGACCUCAGCUACGAAGUUAAACGGGCGCGCUCCAGCAACUGCGGCACCAGUGGAACCUGUCAAGAAGACUCAUACUAUUGUACGUCUAUUGAGUCCCUCCGAUCAGUCUGAGGAAGACUUCAGUGAGUCGGCAAAAUCUGUUACGGACGAAUCUUCCAGCGACGAUGACGAUGACGACGAAAGUAUUCCCGCCGUCCGACCUGCAAGGGUAUCUCGAGGUGGCGGUAUGGCUUUGCGAGGAAGAGGGCUAUCGAAUGGAACAAGCACGGCGAGGAGAGGCAGAGGGAGGGGAAGACCGGCAAUCAAGACGUGAUGUUUCUAGGAAGCUGAAACUGCCGAGGCCUAACUUCGUGCAAAGAUACCCGACACUUCAUGAUACCAUCAGAAGGGUGAUUAUUUUCUUUAUUCCGUACGUCAUAAAGGCCGUACGGCAAACCGUGAAUAGGGCAGAGGGCGUGAACAUAGCAAGUGAUGCUGAUAGAGCUGCUUGCAUGGGGAUAGUUAUAGCAUGAUAUCCGAUGACCAAGGUAUAGGCAUCACAAAUGAAAUACCAAUUUUGAGUCCAUGUUUUCUUUGAGAUAAUUCUUUUUGUUGCUGUACGCUAUCUCGAAAACAAAAUUAUUACAGUUUAACGCCAGCACAUGCAAGGUAUCUACAAUACGCUUUUCUUUGCACCUCAUGAGUAACCCCUCUUCUUGAAGCUCCCACCCUGCUUC